AGGUAGGCGCACGAUUGGCCGCGCGGUACAACGCGACUCCGGGCUUUUGAAGUCUGGGGGAUAAAAAGGGGAGCCCGAGGGCCACACGAGAAGUUCAACAUCUUGGCCGUCAAGACCCCCCAGCCCGUCCUGCCUUCUCCAGCCGCUCACAGCGUCCGUGUGACGCCAGUGAGGGCCGCUACUAGGCAGUGUGAGGCAAGGCUUUAUCGUCCUCUUCCCUCCGCCUCUCACAGCAUCUGUGUGACGCCAAUGGCGGCUCGGGAGGUGACCAGGCGGCAGGGAAAGGAAUAUGCCACCCACUUCAGCCCGCGCGAGUACAUGCGCGCGUACUUCAGCACAGCCCAGGGUGACGCGGGGGAGGGCGAGCUCCUGCCCCAGCUCCUCCAGUUCCUGCACUCGGCCUUCGCCACAGGCGAGGUGUCAGGCCAGCGUCUCCUGGACGUCGGUUCGGGUCCUACCAUCUACCAGGUGCUGAGCGCCUGCGAGAGCUUCCCCGAGAUCUACCUCUCCGAGUACGCGCAGAACAACCGGGAAGAGCUCCAAGGCUGGCUCAACCGCUCCCCCGAUGCCUUCGACUGGACGAGCGUCGUCCAGUUCGUGUGCCGCCUCGAGGGAAGGAGCGGAUGUGAGGAGGAGAAGACGGAGCGUCUACGCAGGGCGGUUCAGGCCGUGCUGCCCUGCGACGUCAACCAGGAUGACCUGUUACUCGGGUCCACACAUAUCCCUGACCUCUUCGACUGCGUCCUCUCCACGCUGUGCCUGGAGGCUGCGUGCGACUCGGUCGAAGGCUUCGGCGCUGCGCUGGGCCGGAUGUGCGGGCGCCUGCGUCCGGGCGGGUAGCUCGUCAUGGCCACUGUGUUGCAGGAGACGUUCUACCGCGUCGGCGUCGAGACCUUCGGGGUGCUGCCCGUGGACGAGGGCAACGUGGUAGACGCCGUGAGGGCGGCGGGGUUGACGGUCUGCCGACUGACCAAGCACGGGGCGCCUGAUGUCGCUGGAGGGGAGAGGGCCUCUGACUUCAAGGGGUUGCUCUUAAUCGUAGCGCAGAAAAAAUAACGUCCGUAUUUUUUGUGUUUAAUUUAGUUUCCCCCCCCCCCCACGCACCUCCGAUUAGCAUGGGUAGCUUUGUACGGUGCAAAAGAAGUUCAAACUACAUCAACUAAUUUCAUUAGAACUGCAUAUUGUGUUUAGUUUGCUGUACUACCCUCGCAACUUCGAUUAGCACGGUUGGCUACGUACGGUGCGAAAGAAGUUCAACAUACAUAUGUAGAGUAGUCGGGGACAUUACUUCACGCUCACCUUCCGGUGUGAUGACGUCACAGGAUGUGACGUCCUGCACAGGGGGUGGGGCGAUGAUGUCAUGUUUCCCUGGGGUACUUAUUCUAGAGCCCGUGACGUGAGC
Molecule: messenger RNA, 1402 nt
Organism: Lethenteron reissneri (Far Eastern brook lamprey)
Lineage: Eukaryota; Metazoa; Chordata; Hyperoartia; Petromyzontiformes; Petromyzontidae
Product: nicotinamide N-methyltransferase-like
Cellular component (GO): cytosol
Molecular function (GO): N-methyltransferase activity
Source: RefSeq, a predicted model, not a curated record